Messenger RNA from Phlebotomus argentipes, 3336 nucleotides. RefSeq names its product prestin (gene Prestin). Gene Ontology annotation, cellular component: membrane. The transcript has 4 exons. The record is from RefSeq and is a predicted model, not a curated record. Gene Ontology annotation, biological process: transmembrane transport. Gene Ontology annotation, molecular function: sulfate transmembrane transporter activity; bicarbonate transmembrane transporter activity; oxalate transmembrane transporter activity. Bases 479 to 2485 code for a protein of 668 amino acids. NCBI's taxonomy places the organism in Eukaryota, Metazoa, Arthropoda, Insecta, Diptera, Psychodidae.
GCAAGUCAAUAAAAUCAGAAAGUGUGUGUGGCAAUAAAAGGGGCGCUUUCGCUGGGGCCCUUGAAAUGAUGUUUUCGCGUGAACUCUGCGCGCUUGUUGUGCUUAAUCUUAUCACCGCGACCUCGCCAAAUGGGCUUAUAUUUUAAAUAAGUUCACACACUUUUCAUUGAUCCCCUUCUAUAAAUCUCACGGAGAAAUAAUUGAUAUUGUUUAUCAUCAUUGAAUUGUGCGCGGCUGUGCAUGGAAGUUGUGUGAUUUUCUGGGUGGAAAAUGGACGUUUUUUGUUCUGGUGUCUCUGCAUUUCUGUGAUACCGCUAAUGUUCACUUAAUAGCGAUAAUACACUAUAAAUCAAUCAUUUCGCGUGAAUUGCUAAUAACACAGUGAGCGUGCGGCUGCCAAUGAAUUGAGGAAAAAGUAGACAAGGAUUGGUGUGCAAAUAAAUCAAUUAGUGGAGCUCCAGCCUUUCUCACCGUGGCAAUGGUGGACAAGAGCCAGGAAAAACUCAGCUCAAUAAACAGAGAUGAUCUCGGCUACACCACCAUUCCGUCGUACUUCAUCUCGCGACAGGUGCUGCACGCCGAGGAGGCCAACAAGAUCUCUGGGUAUGAGAAGGAGAGGGAGAGCUAUGGCCAGAGGAUCCGGCAGUCGCUGGCCAGCAUCGACUUCCUGGCGCUGCUGUACAGCCUUGUGCCCAUCGUGGACUGGCUGCCGAAGUACUCGUUCCGGCAGAACCUCAUGGGCGACAUCACGUCGGGCAUCACGGUGGCCGUGAUGCACAUCCCGCAGGGUAUGGCGUACGCCAUCCUGGCCUUCGUGCCGCCGCAGAUCGGCCUGUACAUGGCUUUCUUCCCGCUCUUUGCCUACGUCAUCUUUGGCACCUCGCGGCACAUCUCCAUGGGUACAUUCGCCGUGAUCAGCCUGAUGGUGGGCAAGGUGGUGCAGACGCACGUGAACACCGAACAGCUGGAGAUGGGUCACGUCGCGAACGUCACGGACGGCGCAGCAGACGCCGACGGCGUGGCGGGGCCGACGGCGAUGGAAAUCGUGGCCGCGACUUCGCUCAUGGUCGCCAUUUAUCAACUUAUCAUGAGUCUCCUGCGCAUGGGGGCGCUGUCGUCGCUACUUAGCGAGCCGCUCGUGAGCGGCUUCACCACCGCCUCGGCCAUCCACGUGGUGACGAGCCAACUGAAGGAUCUGUUCGGCAUCAAGCUGCCGCACCACAAAGGCGCCUUCAAGAUCGUCUACAUCGCCAUCGAUCUCUUUCAGCUCCUACCGUCGGCCAAUGUCACCGCCGUGACCAUCAGUCUCAUCGUCAUUCUGUUCAUGAUAGCCUCCAAUGAAUUGCUAAAGCCCUGGCUGGCCAAGAGAUGCCGCAUUCCGGCACCCACUGAGCUGAUUGCCGUCGUCGGCGGCACUCUGGCGUCGCAGCUACUGAACCUCGAGGAGGCAUUCCACGUGAAGCCCGUCGGCCCGAUUCCCACGGGACUGCCGAGUCCCGUGCUGCCAUCCUUCGACCUACUUAAGCUCGUGGCUGUCGACUCCGUGGCCAUCGCCAUUGUCAGCUACUCCAUCGUCAUGUCCAUGGCGCUGAUCUUCGCCAAGAAGCAUUCGUACGAGGUGCGCGCCAAUCAGGAGCUGAUCGCCAUGAGCGUGAGCAAUGCCGUGGGCUCGCUGUACUCCUGCAUUCCCACGGCGUGUUCGCUGUCGCGCUCGCUCAUCCAGGAGCAGACGGGCGGAAACACGCAGCUGGCGUCCGUGAUCGCGGCGGCGCUGAUCGCCGUGGUACUGCUGUGGAUCGGGCCGUUCUUCGAGGCUCUACCGCGCUGUGUCCUGGCCGGCAUCAUCGUGGUGGCACUCAAGGGCAUGCUGAUGCAGGUGCGCGACCUCAAGCGCUUCUUCAAGGAGGACCGUCUGGAGGCACUGACGUGGAUCUGCACCUUCCUCAGCGUGGUGCUGAUCGACAUCGAUAUUGGACUGCUGGUGGGCAUCAUCAUGUCCAUCAUAGCGCUGUAUCUGAAGGGCUGGAAGAGCUACAGCUGCAUCCUGGGCCUCAUUCCCGGCACGGGCAUCUACGUGGACAUUGAGAAGCACAAGACGGCAGAAGAGGUGCCCAGCAUCAAGAUAUUCCGCCACGCGGGAUGCAUCAACUUCGCCUCCAAGGCGAGCUUCAAGCGCAAACUCUACGAAACCAUUGGCGUGAACUCACGCAAGCCCAGCAAGGCGCCAGACUAUCACGACAUCCACACCGUGGUCAUUGACCUGUCGUGCAUCCCGCAUAUCGACUACUCGGCGUGCAAGCUGUUCAAGGAGAUGGCUAGUGAGCUGGACAAGGUCGGCAUUGCCUUCUUCCUGGCCGCGCCCUCGGACAGAGUCUUUGACACAAUCAUGCACGCCGAUGCGCUGGGCGACGGGCCCUUUCAGACAUUCCCCACCGUCCACGACGCCGUGCUGUUCUCGCAGGGCAAGCUCGACAUGAUGGUGUGAAGCAUCAGUCCAAAGGUGAUACAGAAACGCUAAAGAAAUUUAUUUAUAGACAAUUUGCUAAUUGGCAGAAGAAUGUAUACUUGUAGAAAUCGUUAUUUAUUGUACAAAACACCCAAAAGCGGGACUGACGAGGAGUUCGUGGCGGCAUUUGAGAACUUUUAUGGAAUCAAAUUUUGAGAUACGAAAGCGACCAAGGAUUCACACUUGACAAAAUACAAAUAGCACGUCUACGAUGACAAUAACAUUCGGGAUGUUGAAUUUCGAUUUAGUCUUAUGAUUAGGCAAGAUUCUUUCUAGUAUUAGAACAAUUUGUAGACGAAAUUCAACGCAAACAACUGAAAUUAGGAUUAGGUUUUCCGGAAAAUUCAAUGUGAAUUUUGUUACCAAAAAUUCCUCAGCUUUUCCUGACAUUUUCCUUUUAGAAAUAGACAAACAAGAAAUUCUACUGAAUUGAUCUGCCCCACUUUUGGACAUUUUUAAUGGCAAAUUAUCAAUUUUUUUCUUCUCCAGUACGUUAUUUUCUCUGUGAAAUGGAGUUCGAUAAAGUGUUAAUCCACUUGUUGGCUCUUUUUAUUUUCUAUGCAGUAAAUAAUGCGGUUUACGCAGUUUCUGACAUACUCGAUGAAGAUUUAAUACUCUUUUAAACAACUUGAAAGCGUGCUAUUUGCAAUAUUGCCAGUGUCACAAUCCAGAAAUACUCUUUUCGAACAAACAACACACACACACACAGACGAAUAGUCACACAAAACGCCUAAGCUCUCCCGCCCACGCGCCCUCGUCCGCCCCCCGAAGAGCCCUCUUGGAGGGCGAGUGUAAGAUAGCUUGUGGAAUAAAUGUAUUUUUUGAGCGAA